AUGGCAGAGAGUGAUUUCGAUUCGGUUGACAGAACAUCAAAGCCGUUAUACUUAAAGAACAAUGAUCUUCGGGUUUCCUUAAAAAAACAGAUCACUGACUUUGAUCUUAUUGAUCCAAUAAAAAAGGUAAUCGGUGAUGAUCUACUUUGCGUGCAACUCGACCGCAAUCUGUGGAGAAUUUAUCUCAAAAGUACAGAAUGCCGACAUAAGCUCCUAACACAGGGUAUUGACAUCAAUAGUGUAGCAUACCAAUUCUAUGAUACUAACCCGUACACCUCUGGUGCUACAUCCGUAUCUCAAAGAACCCUUAAACUUAGGAUAUGUGGUCUCCCCCUCUCUGUGGCAGAUUCCGCGAUACAGGAAUUACUUAACAAACUGAACGUCAAAUUAACAAGUAAAAUUCUGUACGAAAAGAUCCGCCAUCCAGAGACAAACCGGAUGACAAGUAUCCUAAAUGGAACAAGGUUUAUGUAUAUUGAACCUCUUCCAGACGGAAAAUAUCUUCCGAGAAUUAACUACUGCGGUGGUAUACAGUGUAAGAUUUUUCACUAUGGUCAACCCAAAAAGGACAUUCACCUUUUAUGUACAAACUGCUGGAAAACCGACCACACCCGCUCUAACUGUUCCUUCGAAACCUGUUGUAAGGUAUGCAAACAACCUGGUCAUUCCCCCGGGAAUGAAGCGUGCCCUCAUUACCAGCCACAAAAGAAUUUGACCCCUUUCUGCGGUGCAGAGGAUGUUCUAUCCAAUUUUUACCCUUGCGAUUUGGAUAUCUUUGGAAUGAAACACAAGUCGGCUGAACAUGCCUUUCAGUACAUUAAGGCAGUAAGAUGCGGUGACCCAGAUUCGGCCAAUAUCAUCAAAGAUGCCGAUGAUGCCCUUACCGCUCUACGCUUAGGCAAAAAAAUAAAAUCUAACGAGCAGUGGGAUUCUACCAAAGAGGCAGUGAUGGAGGAGAUCUUGGAAAAUAAAUGUGUCCAGGUCCCUGUUUUCCGCGAUAAGUUGUGUACUUCAAAGCAAUCGACAGUAUUCGUUGAAGCAACAUACAACAACGAAUGGGGCUCAGGGCUUGACCGAGAUGGUACAUGCAACACCAAACCCGAACAGUGGCCAGGAAAAAAUAUUCUUGGUGUCCUGAUGAAAAAAAUCGCAAGAAAAGUUCGAAAGCGAAAGCUGAGUGAUUCAGCAAAAAACGAAAGAAAACAAAAACAAAAAGAUCAUUCGAAACAAAAAACAAUACCGCAAAUGCUUAAUCAGCUGAGAGAAAUGUCCGACAGUGAUGAACCUAGCACGGAGAGUUGUGAUGAUGAUACUUGUAAGUAACUGUAUUAUCUCCGGUCAGACUGAUGCAGCAUUUCAUGAACUUCGGUAUGUGCUCAGUUAUAUCUAUUUACAGACAAUUUUGGCAUACUUUAAAAAUGCUGUAAUGAAUUGGUAUGUUCUAUUUUUACUUGUUAAGUGAUAAGACCUAAUUUAUCCCCCCUCCCUUUUUAUAACAUUAUUACACAUUUAUAUCAACCAUACAAAUGAACAAUUUAAGUUUACUUUCGGUGAAUGUAAGAGGUCUUAAUUCGCCGGAAAAAAGAGCAAAAAUCUUUACAUGGUUAGAAGAGUGUAAAAUAGAUAUAAUACUUUUACAAGAAACUCAUUUUGUUGAAAAACAUGUAGAAAACUAUAAUAGAAAAUGGAAUGGGAAAAUAGUUCAUGCUUUUUCAGAUUCUCCUUUUAGUAGAGGAGUUUCUAUUCUUUUUAGACGAGAAUGUAAUGUAGAUAUUUUAAAUGUUCAUAAGUCUAAUGAUGGUAGGAAAAUACUUGUUAAUGCAAAAAUAGACGAUGACUCAUUUACAAUUAUUAACGUUUACGCACCUAAUAAAGAGUCAGAUAGAUUAGCCUUCUUAACAACUCUUAAUACAUAUAUUUCUUCGUUUUCUGCGCAAAAUAGUACAAUCAUAAUAGGAGGUGAUUUUAAUUGCAAUUUUGAUAAAGAAAAUGAUAAAUCCAAUAAAAAAUUAAAUAAACUAUUAAAUAAAUUCGACUUAGUCGACGUAUGGCUUAAUAAAAAUCCUAAUAUCAACGGUUAUACCUGGUGUGAUGCAGAAAAUUGUCCAAAAAGUAGGAUUGAUUAUAUUUUUGUAAAUAAAGACUUUAUAGAAAGUGUAAAAAAUAUCAUUGUCAGACGAAUUCCUGGUACUCACAAUAAUGGCACUCGGUUAAGUGACCACAGAUAUCUUAAAUGUACUUUAAAUCUUAGUAAAUUAGAUAGAGGUGCAGGUUACUGGAAAUUGAAUGUAUCUCACCUUGACAAUGAUGAUUACAAACACGGUAUAGAGGAAAUAUUUAACAACAUUGAUGAAACGCUAGAUCCAAUUUUAAAAUGGGAAACGUUUAAAAUAAAUGUACGUGA
Molecule: messenger RNA, 2404 nt
Organism: Saccostrea cuccullata (small rock oyster)
Lineage: Eukaryota; Metazoa; Mollusca; Bivalvia; Ostreida; Ostreidae
Exons: 1
Coding region: 1-1323 (440 amino acids)
Source: RefSeq, a predicted model, not a curated record